GUGACUUCGGAGUCAAAACAAAAAUCUUCUGGAAAGUCCUCCUGAUAUGUAAAAAGCAAGCUAACCAGCGAAAGCACGUAGCUACAGAUAACUUCAGCAAAGUGGUUUACAAGUUUUAAACAACUUUUAACAGCUCCAAAGUAAAUCCGUUGGAAUCAUUUCAUUAUGGAGAUCUCUCCAAAGUUCCGCUCUUUCUACAACUUCUUUUGGUGCGUUUUCGUGGCAUAGCUGAAAGGCUAGCGGUGUCUGGUAAUAUCAGUUAGCUUAGCAUUGGACUCCCCAACAAAAAAAGUGCAGCCUCCUUGUGAGCCUUGUUGGACGGCAGACGUGUGUAACUUAACUCGCUGGUUCCGUUGACAGCAACACCCUAAAGAUGUCUAUCCUAGGAUUAAAGAAGAAACAGCCGAAGACGUUCAAAGUCAAAGUAAUCACCAUGGAUGCUGAAAUGGAGUUCAGCUGUGAGGUGAAGUGGAAAGGUAAAGACCUGUUUGACCUGGUGUGUCGCACCGUUGGUUUGCGGGAGACCUGGUUCUUUGGACUCAGGUACACGGUGAAGGACACCUACGCCUGGCUGAAACAAGAGAAACGGGUCUUGGACCAGGAGGUUCCCAAGGACUCCCCCAUAACAUUUCAUUUCCUGGCUAAGUUCUUCCCAGAAAAAGUAGAAGAAGAGCUGGUCCAAGAGAUAACUCAGCACCUCUUCUUCUUACAGGUGAAGAAACAGAUAUUAGAUGAGGAGAUAUUCUGUUCCCCUGAAGCAUCCGUUCUGUUGGCGUCAUAUGCCGUCCAGGCCAAGUAUGGGGACUACGACCCAAACUUCCACAAGCCGGGCUUCCUGGCACAAGAUGAGCUUUUGCCAAAAAGAGUUUUGAUGCAAUACCAAAUGACAGCCGACAUGUGGGAAGAGAAGAUCACAGCUUGGUAUGCAGAGCACAGAGGCAUCGCCAGAGAUGAGGCCGAGAUGGAAUACUUAAAAAUUGCUCAGGACCUCGAGAUGUACGGUGUCAGCUACUUUGCAAUCACACAAAAUAAGAGGGACACAGACCUGUUACUUGGAGUGGAUGCUCAAGGUCUUCACAUCUACAACCCCAACAGCAAACUCAACCCCAACAAAUCCUUUCCUUGGAGCGGCAUCCGCAACAUCUCUUACAGCGAAAAGGAGUUCACAAUCAAACCCCUGGAUAAGAAGAAAGACGUUUUCAAGUUCUACUCCUCUCAACUGCGGGUCAACAAGCUGAUCCUGCAGUUGUGCAUCGGUAACCACGAUCUCUUCAUGAGGAGGAGGAAGGUGGACUCCAUUGAAGUGCAACAGAUGAAGGCUCAAGCCAAAGAGGAGAAGGCCCGCAAGAAGAUGGAGCGUCAAAUCCUGGCAAGGGAAAAACAGAUGAGAGAGGAAGCAGAGCGGGCAAAGGAAGAGAUGGAACGAAGACUCUUCCAGCUGCAGGACGAGGCACGACUGGCCAACGACGCACUGUUGCGAUCUGAGGAGACCGCAGACCUGCUGGCAGAGAAGGCUCAGAUUGCUGAAGAAGAGGCCAAGCUGUUGGCCCACAAGGCUGCAGAAGCUGAGCAGGACAGGCAGAGGUUAGAGGUCACCGCCAUGAAGACCAAGGAGGAGAAAAGGCUGAUGGAGCAGAAGAUGAGGGAGGCAGAGCAGCUGGCUGUGAAACUGGUGGAGCAGUCUGAGAGAAGGUUGAAGGAGGCAGAUCACCUGAAACAGGACCUGACCGAGGCAAAGGACGCCGAGCGGAGAGCCAAGCAGAAGCUGCUGGAGAUCACGAAAACAACAUACCCUCUCAUAGCCGCCUACUCUGCUCCCCCUGCACCUCCUGAAGCGGCCGACUUGGCUUACGAUUCGGCACCGUCGCGCCUCGACUUCAAGGACUCCGACAUGAAAAGGCUGUCUAUGGAGAUCGAGAGAGAGAGGCUGGAGUACAUGGAGAAGAGUAAACACCUGCAGGACCAGCUGAAGGAGCUGAAGACGGAGAUCGAGUCUCUGAAGCUGGAGGAGCAGCAGCAACAGGCUGGCGUCUACAGCCUCCGCAAUGAGGCGAGGGGAUACGUCCAGGAGCCCGCCUACGCCCCUCACAGCAAUCGAAACUCUGCGUACAUGUCUCAGAGGGCCUACUUUGAAGAAGUGUGAUCCUAGUCAUGCAGUACGAGGAAGGAGGGCACCGGCUGUUGUGACUCAGUGCUUUCUCAACAUGUUUGGUUAUUGUGUUGUUGUUUUACCUGUUUGACACUAACGGACAGACGCAUACACCACGACUGUGUGCUAUGGAGAGACUUUAAAUGUAUCCUCAACAACAGACAGACACUAGUUUGGCUGCCUGCACAGGUUGUCUUGCUAGGUUGUACCACCUGCUACACUACAGCACCUUCCACAGAUCUUUUUAUAAAUAUAUAAAUAAUGAACACACUAUUGUGUGUAUCCAACACCGAUUCAGGGCAUGGUGCUGAAGAUGGAUGCAUUAUUGAGUUGCUGAUGUUUUCUUGUGGUUUUAAGGGAUACUUAGCUGUUAGAUGUCAGAUAUAAUAUCAUAACUCAAUGACAAGUUAGCCGUUUAUGCCGUAACAACAUUUUGGGACGGAUUGAGGUUAACGUUUGAUACAAACAGGCUUUAGGCAAAAGUUCCUGCAUUUACAGUAAUUUGGUGAAUUACCUUUUCAGGCUGGAGGAUCUUCUGGACAAGUUCUAAAUAUCCUUAUGAUUUUGUUCAUAUGGUCGUCUUCUUUCAAACCAGCAAAGUGUUUCUUGAACUUGACUUUUGAAAAUAGUAAAUAAAAAAAAGAAUGCCCAAAUUUCUAUACAUGUACCAAGCUAUUGUAGAAUGUAGCUUUGAACACUUAAAAACACUCUUGAUCAUUAAUAUUUAAUGUGAAAAAGUAACAUUGUAAUCUUGCGGAUUAAAGUAAUUUAUAAAAAUGGUAAUUUCAACACAGAAAAAAGUCCAGAUUUUGACGAGCUGACGUGUGCAGGGACAGUGUGUAUACAGAGGUAAACGCUGCGUUUGGUCUUUCACUUGUUUCUUUGCCGGUUUCUGUUACUGGGUUCACAGACUUCCUUUACUGUUCACAGCACACAGGUGCCUCUAUUGUUUGUAGUGCCUCAUCAUGGUAGUUCAUAGGCAUGUAGUAUACAUUUCAAGUUUUUAUAUUUUGUACUCUAGACUGUUGACGUGCCUUGAACUUUAUUUUUUACUAUUAUGAUUGGAGUUGCUACGGUUUUAUUUGCUCUCAUUGUGCUCAUGUGUCUUAGCAUUAGGUCCACUUUAAGUUUGGGGUUAAUGCCAUACCCGGACUCAUUUACAGAUUCAUGGCAUUCCUGUUCUUUUGUUUUUCCUCGGCUCAUGUACUUCUCAGGGUCAGUGUUGGAGACAAUCACUGCAGGUAGAAUCUAAUUGUUUUCCCCUGAGAUAAACAGUAUGGUAUCCAUUAACUUUUACCUUGUUGAACAGGCUGCUUGUAUUUAACUUGGUUAAGGCCAAUAUUAAUUCACACGGUAAAGAUGAUUGACAGCGUUGUGUGCACUGUAUUUAACAGAUAUAAACUUAGUGAAAGUUUAUUCUACUACACUCCUCAUUGCAUCCUUACAAAGGGAGAGGCUGGAUGCAAGAUGCACAGCCAGACACUCUGCGUGUUGUUUAUUUGGACCGGCCUGUUGGACAGACUCCUUCAUGGACUGAACACUGACAAACGAUUGGUUCAUUUUGGCACAUUGAUAUAUAAAUGAGGCCAACAUUGGUCUUGUGUAAAUGGUAUUGUGUCCUCUUUUUUCUUUUUUUUUUUCAAACCAUUGCAUAAGUGCUUCAAUUUGCAUCUUUGACCUUAUUUAUUUGUCCUAUAAAUCCUUAAAUAACGUCACCAUACGUGUUUUCUUGAGGUCAUUGUGGGGAGUUAAGUGUUUCGUUUUUCUAGAAUGGGAUUUUCUUGCCAAAUUCAAGUCCAGUUGUUAAAAAAAUGUUUUGACACCGAAAACAAUAUUGUACUCGAGGGGAUGCCUUUUGUUUCU
Molecule: messenger RNA, 4012 nt
Organism: Anarrhichthys ocellatus (wolf-eel)
Lineage: Eukaryota; Metazoa; Chordata; Actinopteri; Perciformes; Anarhichadidae
Gene: nf2b
Product: NF2, moesin-ezrin-radixin like (MERLIN) tumor suppressor b
Exons: 17
Coding region: 374-2143 (589 amino acids)
Cellular component (GO): cytoskeleton
Molecular function (GO): actin binding
Source: RefSeq, a predicted model, not a curated record